Messenger RNA from Nezara viridula (southern green stink bug), 6865 nucleotides. Lineage: Eukaryota; Metazoa; Arthropoda; Insecta; Hemiptera; Pentatomidae. The record is from the annotation of a GenBank genome assembly.
CAGUCAGUGCUUGUUGGAGAUGUCGUGAUGUUGUUCUCCGACGUGUAGGAAUACCGGUUGUUUAUCUCGAAGUCGUCGGAACAUGAGGAUAUGGGUAUCUUCUUCGGACGAUCCGGGUAAUAAAAGGGACAGUUCGUCGUAGCCUUCGAGAAUGGAUAACGUCUCUUCGGAAACCGAUCAUGCCGAAGAAAGUGCGGAAUUGGAUCCUAGAAUUCAGGUUGAAUUGGAGAAGCUCAAUACUAGCACCGACCUAAUCAACAAAUUAGAAAUUGAGCUCGAUGAAGCGAAUACUACCUUCCGGAUAUUGAUGAAUGAUUCUACGAGGCGUCUGAAAGUGAUGGGUUGUAAAUUGGGUUCUUGUAUCGAGAGAGCAAGACCUUACUAUACCGCUGUCGAUAUCGCAAGAAAAGCCCAGUUGGAAUGUCAGUCUGCGGCUGUGAAAUUUCAAAGGGCUAAUGAGAUCCACCAGGCAGCGAAAGAGACUGUAGCGCUGGCAGAAGCAAGAUUCAUGAGCAAGCAGCACGAAUGGAAAUUCGACAAUGCUUGGCAGGAAAUGUUAAAUCAUGCAACUAUUAAGGUUACAGAGGCCGAGUACCAGAAGGCGCAGAGUGGUCAAGAACACCAGAAGAGGGCUGCUUUGUUUCACGUUGCAGAACAGAGGGUAUCAUUAUUGGAACAGAAAUUGAAACGUAGUAUCCUCAAAGCUCGACCUUAUUUCGAUGAGAAAGCAGUCUGCCAGAGCCAACUCGAUGCCCAAAAGAGAAGGAUAGAGCAGCUACAAUCGGAAAUAUCAAAGGCCAAAUUCGAAUACUCCCAAUCACUGAGGCGUUUAGAACUCAUCUCUGAGGAGAUUCAUCAUAAGAGAAAAGAUAAGAGCCGCAGCGUGAGUCCUGAAGGUCCAAGAGAACCCGGAGUCGGAUCAGAGCAGGCGCCGAGCUGGUCUGAGAAGGAGGUUUGGGACUUGGAAAAAGAAAUGGAAAAGUGCGAACUUCACAGUAUCGGUAGUCUGUCAAUAGCUACAUCAUCUGCGGUAUCAGAGGAUGAGCUCGACGUCGAACCAAUACAGGAGGACCUGGAGGAGCUGAGGCAGAAGGUGCGAGAGCUGUCUGAAGGGAAGCAGGAAGACUGGGCACAGGAACUGGACGAGGCCAUCACCCGACUGGACAAUGCCAUGUUCCAGCAGGAGUGCCACCAGCAGCUGCAAGAAUUGGCCAAUUCGUCGAAGUGAUUUCGCGAGUCAACUCUUCCUUCUGUCAUCUCUCUGUUCGAGGACUAAUUACCUACAUGUCGGUAUUGUAUUUUGUAUCUUGCCAUUGUGUCACAUUUUGUAUGAAUGGAUAUUCAGAGAAAAUUCAAAAUGUUUCGAUGAAAUCUGUCAGUGACAUUGACAAAGUCACUUUUUGAAGUUCCUAAGUAUAUAACCCUUAAUUAGAGAAUUUUUCAUAUUUGUGGUCAAAAAAUAACAUUUUUCCUGUUUCAAUAUGAGGUAUUUGUUUAAAUCAUAAAAGUAUCACAUAAUGUUUUUAAAAUGAUUCUUUGAUAUUAUUGUAGGUUAUUAAAAUGAUAUUUUUGAACCUAGGAAAUCGCAUUUAAUGAAGUUAUAAAUUCAGAAUCGUUAAAAAUUAUUUAAUUAAAUGGAAAAAAAUAUGUAUAUAUAAUAGACUGUUUUAAAAACACCAUAAAUCUCAAUUAAAAAUAUAGUGAUGUUUCUUUACAUCAUUCAACUUUAAUGAUAUGAAUUAAAUCCAUAUAACAUGUUUUGAAAAAGGGUACUUGUUAGAUAGCUGGGCGGGACCGACUGCUAUCACCCAAUGUUUAUAACCUCAACACUGAUAAUUAUGAUAAGGCAGUGAUAAUUCCUAUCUUCGUAUUCAUAUUGUAUUAUAUUCAUAUUACUGAUAUUGUAAACAAAAUGUAAUAAUAACAAAACAGUUUAAUUUGAAAUUGAAAUAGACAAAAAGAAAUGCAAUCCUUCCCAAAACAAUAACAAAACACUUUAAUUUUACAACACAUACAUGAAAUAAACAAAAAUAACUGUAAUAAUAAAAAAACAAAUGAAAUAAUAAAAAAACAACUUAAACAACAUAUGCACAUAUAAAAGAAACAAUAGAAACACUAGAAACAACAUAUGUACAUAUAAAACAAUUUUAUUUUCACUUAAUUUAUUUUGGUAGACAAAAUAGUUUAAUGCUAUUUAAAAUAGUGAGGAAGGGGUCCUCUUCUCUGUGAGCCUGCUGCCACAAAAAUUCACAUAAAUAUGAAUCGAGGUGUUGUGUGGCAGUUCCGCUAUGUUUCUUAUUUCUCCACUUAGCUGAACACCAUAAUCGUUCUAUGUGUUGAGUAUGGACCCCACUUGAUGGAUCAACAAAAUUAUAUUAUAUAUUAUACUGUUGUUAAAUUAUAGGACCACCCAUAAAUGAAUUUUAUGGUAAUUCCCAGAAUAUAAUAACAUCCACAAUUUGACGAAAAUCACACAAAUGGAACAAAAAUAAACAAUGGAAUAACUCAAAGCUUACACGAGAUAUGAAGGGAGGUUAUAUGAUAUAACAUUAGAUUACAAAGGAGGUUUCGUCCCUCCCGGCUAUCUAACAAAUACCUGAAAAAGAUAUGGAGACUGAAAAUUGUAUUUUUCAGAAGUUUAUUAAUGUAGAAAUGUUUUAAGUAUUUUGUGCUAGACCUUAAACAUAGUAGAUUCUUAAUGUCUGUCAGCUGUUUAAAGUUCUGCAAUGGAUUUUAUUCGCCAUAUACAAAUUUAUGAACAUGAUUAUUAAAGUGUCUCUUUGUCCGUUCGUUAUAAAGAAAGUGAUUGUUGAAUGCACAGUGAGAUAACAUUUCAGAGAUACUCUUAAUUGUUAUCUCACAAAUAAUUUAAGCAAUAUUUUUAAAUUUUCAUAAAGACUAUAGAGAACGAAGUCUUAUUUAUGAGUAAGAAAUCAAUUUUGAAGUCUUUUUCUCCCCAUAAAAACUACAAUUAUUUUACAAUUCUUGAAAUCGGAAUAAGUUCUUUGAUCUUGCUUUUAUUAUGACUCAUAUUUUCAAUCUGAAUAACCCUUAGUUCUAUAAUUGCCAUUAUGUUUGGUUUUUAUUUAUAUUUGUUGUUCACGCAAUGCCCACUUUUUUUGUCUCUUGAUGAAAUAAAUUUGUAAUUAUUUUAUUUUAAUUUAAGAUUCUAACUUAUUUUACUGAUAUCAGCCAAAAGUUCUAUAUCAAAUAAUUAUGUCGACAUGUUUUUUUUAUUCUGAUCUGUUCUUCCUGAAAUUGAGUUUAACCUGUUUUUUAUCAUUAUCUUUUAAGUAUAUUUGACAUACUUUGUUAAAAAUUAACCAGUAUGAGUCUCCUAACCUAACAUCAUUUUUUUUUUCUUCCAAUCAGAUGUGUUUUCAACUAUGCAAAAUCCUAAAGAAUUUAUGCAACUAUAUUCCAUGACAUGCAAUCCAUAUUUUUUAAUAUGAGUGAAAUCAAAGCAAGAUAGGUUCAGUAUUUUCAUUUAAAGUUUAGGUGUAAACCUAUUUGUUGAUAAAUACUGAUAUUUGAUGAAUUUUAUAUAUUUGUGUCAAAAGUACGAGUCCUUUGAAAUCAAGAACGAUGAAACCUUUUUAGAGAUAAUUUAUCAGGGUAUAAACUUAGUUAACGUGUGAAUUGGUUUUUGUUGAGCGCCUUAUUUAAUAAUCCCAACGAUUAAAUAUUAACAAAGUAGUUUUUAAAUUUAGCAAACAGCACCCUAUUUAAGCACUUAUUUUUUUAUGAAUCUCAUUUUUUUUUAUUAAUUCAAAAAACACUGUAUUACUAGUUAAAUUGUUAAUGUUUUUUGAGAUGUAAAAAAAAAAAAAUAGAAUAUACUGAAAUUACAAUAAAAAUUAUUAAUUGCAUCACGGUAGUGUUUGGGUUUCAGAAAGUUUGGAGUAAUUAUUUAUAUUAAAAGAUUAAAACUCAAUAAAUCAAUUUACCAAAUAUGUAGAUAUAUAUAUACAUAUAUGCCUACUUUGAAACAUUGAAAUUGUAUCUGUAAAUAGAUUUACUCCAUGUUUUUUUCCGUCUUAAAUAAAUAAAUUAAAUUUUUGUUUCGGUGGCAUUUUUAACAACAUUCGAAUGUUGUUUCAACCAAAAUGUAAAAUUUGGAUCAGACAUUAUUAAAUGUAGGAAGUACUUUUGUUAAAAAGUUGUUGUUUUUGCUCUCUAUGUCCUCCCCCUCCCUUUUUGUUUUUAUGAAUAGAACUUUUUCCACCAUUCAUUCUCACUGAUUUUCUUUUCUUUUGUUUAUUUUUUUCUGGGAUUUUAUUAUUGAAAUGUUUGAACUAUACAAGUUCACUUUACUGAGAUUGUACUGUAUUUAAAAAUAAUAUUAUAAAUAAAAAAAAAUUAUAGAAGAAAAAACAGCUUAAAUUUUCAAUUUUGUAUGCAUCUUUUUUUAAUUAUUUUUUUCCGGUAAAAACUCUUGUAAACUGACAACAAAGAGGGCUGUGAAACAGGUGAUAAAAACUGUAAUUUACAGAUAUAAUAAUGAAAAAAAUACAGGAAAUUGUGAGUGGUGAAUGGAUAGAAAUAAUUACAGAAAUUUCUGUACUCCAAAGAGGAUCUGUUUCUUCCCCUUAUUUCCAUUUAGUCUCGGUUUUCUUCUAUGCUGAUGAUAUUUUUGGAUUUUCUCUUAAAUUAUAAUAAACCAAUACAAACUCGUCAAUAAUCAAGUUUUUGAGCGCUGUUUUCUGUGUUCAAACGUUGUUUGUCUGGUAUGAUGUUUUUAAGCACCACAAGGCAGAAAGUGUCCGAUCUCGAAAUGUAACUUUUUUUUUUAAGUUUUUGGGUUGUGUUAUUAAGAUCUGUAAUUUUUUAAAAUAAAUAUUCUGCACAUGUGUUGUGUAUGUUGUAAAUAAGAUUGUAAAGUUUAAAUAUUUAUUUAUAUUUGUAUAGUUUAUAAUAAAUGUACUGAUGAUUAAAUUUCUUUAUGUUUACUUUUUUUUAUGCUGUUAAUUAGUUCAAGUAGCCAUCUUCGUGAUUUGAAUGCGAUUUUUUUUUUAUAAUGAUCCUUAAAGCUUCAAGACUUUGUAACCGAUUGUGUUCUAUAGCUUACGAAUUUGCCCUAUUUAGGAUUUUAAGAUUCUUAUAGGGAUUAGAGAAUGUAUUUUCAACAUUGGAAGGCAAAGCUCAGUCUAUGUGUUUAAGCUGUAGUGAUUAAUGAUAUUCUUGAUAUCAUAGAUUUUAUUUAUUCCUGAUGAAUGUUAAUUAGUAAUGUCUUUUUAAAACCCAUGUCAAAAUUAUCAUUUUGAAAAUUGUUUAACAUUAUACUGUUCUCAUGACAUAGAAAGCCUUAUCUUUGAUUAACAAAUAUUUCUUUAUUUCAAAACUUCGAUACAUGCUUUUGAUAAGUAAAAGUUGUUCUAAUAGGGACAUUAAAUGGAUAUAAUACACAUAUUAUGUUUCUCAAUAUAAUUUAUCACUGUAUUUGUUAUAGAACUUUCUAUUGUGGUUAUCGAAAGGUUCAAUUUUUUAAAGAAAAAUUCAGAAACACUACAGAUUGUAAUUAAGGUCUUUCAGCUUAUGAGGACGGUAUUGUUUAUAUUAUUUAAAGUAUUUAUGAUUACCUAAAUGGUAAUCUAACAUUUUUGUGUGAAAUAUUAUUAAAAGAGGUUAAAACUAAUUAUUUAUAUUUAAAUUUCACAUUCAUCGUUAACAUCUAUAUAUUUAUUAUUUAUUCAUUAUACGAUCAUAUCAUUAUUUAAAAAUUGAAGGAUUUGUUUUUGUUUUUUUUAAACUGCUUAGAAAAGUGACAGAUGUGCUACUCUUAUCUGUGAUAAUAAUAAUUGUGAAUUAUGAAAAAAAAUAUUAUAAAAAUGCAAUAUUGUAAUAAUAAACAUAUGUGAAUAUUGUAAUGAAAAUAUGUGUAAAUGAACACAGUUGGGACCUAAUUAACUGGAAAUUAUAAAUUUGAACUAGAUUUUUUUUUUUCCAAAUUGUUAUAUAUUGUUUAUCGUAAAUAUGGUUAAGAAGCUAUAAUGAAUUUAAAAAGUUACAUUGGUUAGACAAAAUACAGAAGUUUUAUGGCAUAUGUUCAUGUUCCAUUUUAAUUCUGUACUGAGAAGUGGAAAAAAAAGUGACCAUACUUUACUAUUUUUCUGUAGCCAAUUAAAUAAUAAUAUUUUAAAGAGGCUUUAAUAAAUUAGGAAUAUUUUAUUUACCUAAUUAUGACUUUUAAAUAAAUAAAAUUAUGAGAUUGUUAAUAUUCUGUAGUUUAUCGAAUUAAUUUUAAAAAAAUAAGGAGAGCAGGUUUGGUCAGUGAGUAACUGUGAUCCUAUGCUCAAGGUUCCAGGUUUAAGUUCAGCUGUGGCAGGUAAUUAUUUAUUUUGUUGUAUCACCCUUAGGAACACCCAGCCUCUAUAAACUGGGCACUGUUAUUUAAAUAUUCAAUUAAGAUGAAAUACCUGGCAGAUGGGCGUGAUCUCGGUCAAAGCACAUACUUACCCAGCCGUUGAGCAAGAAAUUGCAUUAAACAUUUAUUUUAUCCAGGUACCCGUAAAAGAUGGACACUUUUUUUUCAUUAAUUAAUGAUUUUUUUUUUUUUAAUGUUUUGUUUAGAAACAAAAAGAAUAGAGAAAGUAUAAACCACCGUUAUAGGAGGAUGUUUUAGUUUUAUUACAGACAAUGUGCCAUACCAAAGAUUUAUAACAUCCCUUGCCUUGCAUUGUUCAACUUCCUUGUUUUUUUUGUAUUGUUUAUUACUAAAAGAUUUUUGGAUUUAUUUAUGUCGAAAAAAAAAAAAGAUUUUAAAAGCUAUUAAGUUAAUAUAUUUUUUAUUUAUUUAUUGUUUUCUGUUUGUAAAUAUUGAAAUAAAUACAGGAUAUAUUUCAAGUGUUUUCAUUAAUACUUUUUU